Molecule: messenger RNA, 1939 nt
Organism: Carya illinoinensis
Lineage: Eukaryota; Viridiplantae; Streptophyta; Magnoliopsida; Fagales; Juglandaceae
Product: AAA-ATPase At2g46620-like
Exons: 1
Coding region: 316-1785 (489 amino acids)
Molecular function (GO): ATP binding; ATP hydrolysis activity
Source: RefSeq, a predicted model, not a curated record
GGUCAUACAUUCACAGCCACCAGCCAAGCAACCAAAACAGAACUCCCAACUUUUGACCUUUUAAUUAAUUAAACUCGCCGGAUCCCGCCGGCCGUGAAUGAAUAUUCCCUUAUAAACGCAACCCCCAUUAAUUCUCAUGCUCCAUGUUUUCAAUUCUCCUCAACCUUCCCCAUUUCCUCAGUUCUUGCCCAUCUCAUCAACCAAACUAGUUUAAAUACCUAACCACACUCUCCAAACUCUCAAACUUUGCAUCUAAAUCAUUGUAUUUCGUCAUAGUUAGUGUGUGUGUGUGUGUAUAUAUAUAUAUAUAUAUAUAUGAUGUUUCUGGGUUUAUUCUUCGCCAUCGUUUCUUCUUUAAUAAUUCUUAGGUUCUUGCUCAAAACCUCUAUACUUGGCAUUUUCUCGAAAUGGUGGCGAUGUUUCGAAGAUUGCUUUCACGUUUACCAGUCUUACAAAAUCCCACAGUACAACGAGUACUACCAAGAAAACCAGCUCUACCGCAAGGUUUCUCUUUACCUUAAUUCCUUAGCCUCCCUUGACGAUCCCGAUCUUACGAACCUCAACCUACUCUCCGGUUCCAAGCCCAGCGAAAUUUUUCUCCACUUUGAUUCCAACCAGAUCGUCUAUGACAAGUUUUUUAGUGCCAGAGUUUCGUGGACGAACGGAUCGGAACGAGACGAUGGAGGAAGCAGCAGCAGUACUAGAUCGUACGUGCUAAAGAUAAGGAGAAACGACAAGCGUAGAGUCUUGAGACAGUACCUGCAGCAUAUCCUCUCGGUCACGGACGAGAUCGAGCAGAGAAAGAAGGAAACUAGAUUGUACAUGAAUUUGGAGCGAGGAAAUGCGCGGUGGAGAUCGAUCCCUUUCACGCACCCGGCGAGCUUUGACACGGUGGUGAUGGACGCCGACUUGAAAAACAAGGUGAGGUCCGAUCUCGAGCAGUUCCUCAAGUCUAAACAGUAUUACCACAGAUUGGGCCGCGUCUGGAAACGGAGUUAUUUGCUGUACGGUCCUACCGGCACCGGAAAAACCAGCUUCGUCGCGGCAAUGUCGAGGCUCCUUUGUUACGACGUGUACGAUAUUGACAUGUCCAAGGUCUCGGACGACUCAGAACUGAAGACGCUCUUGUUGCAAACUACGAGCAAGUCGCUGAUCGUGAUCGAGGAUCUCGAUCGGUUUUUCGACGGGAAAGGUUCGAGUACGACGGCAGUGAGCAUGUCGGGGAUGCUAAAUUUCAUGGACGGAAUUGUAUCGUGCUGCGGCGAAGAGCGUGUGAUGGUAUUCACUGUGAACGGGAAGGACGUAGGUGAUCGGACGGCGAUCACGAGGCCCGGGAGGAUCGACGUACACAUCGAAUUCCCCUCCUGUGAUUGCUUCUCUGCGUUUAAGAGUUUGGCGAGUUCCUACUUGGGAGUGAAGGAUCACAAGCUGUUCCCUCAGGUGGAGGAGAUCUUUCAAACCGGCGCGAGUCUGAGUCACGCCGAGAUCGGCGAGAUCAUGAUUUCGAACCGGAAUUCGCCGACGCGGGCAUUGAAAUCGGUCAUCACGGCGCUGCAAACCAACGGUACGACUUCUAAUGGUACGGUCGUUCCGGGUUUGAGUGGGAGUGGGUCGGGUCGAUCCGGGGAUGAGGCGGUUGAACCGGCAGGGGUAUUCUGUCGGGAAAGCAUUCACACGGUGAGAGAGUUUCGGAAACUGUACGGACUGUUGAAGAUGGGAAGCAGAAGAAAGGAGUCAUUGGAUAUGAGUUCGGGCGAGAAGGAAGGCUCGCGACACGACGUUUAACCCACCUAUUAACCCGUGAUUAAUUAAUUGGACGAUUGUUUUGUUUUUCGUUUUUGUUUAAGCAAACAUGUAAAACGGAUUAAUGAAUUGUAUGUAAUUAGAGAAGUAAUUUACUCAUAAAAGAAUUCCAUGAAAGUGAAUUUAUAAAUUGAUA